GCGCCUCGGGCCCCGCCGGCCCCGAAGGCGCGCGCUCCCUCCCCGGGGCGGAGGUCCCGGGAGCAAGCCGGGCGGGGCGCUGCGGCGGGGGCGGCGCUCGGUGGGCGCGGCGGAGCCAGCGGGUGGGGGUGCAGCGCACCUGGCUCCCCAGCCCCUCCCCGCGCGGCCCGGCCCCCGCCUUCCGCGGACGCCUCCAGCCCCAGCCUGGAGGCUGCCGCUGUCCUCCGCCGGCGCGCGUGGGCGGACGAUGGGUCAGCGCGGAAAAAGUGAAUGAGGACGCCGGCCGCAGCGAGCGCCUGACUCGGCCGGGCCCGCCGGCUCCAUGGACGCGCCGUGCGCCACGGCGGCCAAGCCCCCCACCGGGAGGAAGAUGAAGGCCCGCGCGCCCCCGCCCCCCGGGAAGCCCGCCACCCCGACGGCGCAGAGGGGCCAGAGCCCUCCCCGCAGCACGUCCCCCGCCCGCCAGCAGAACCGGCUGCCCCUGAAGGAGAGCCUGCGGGACAGGGCGGUGGACCUGACCGUCGUGCUGCCCAGCGGGCUGGAGAAGAGGAGCGUGGUCAACGGGAGCCACGCCGUGAUGGACCUCCUCGUCGAGCUCUGCCUCCAGAACCGCCUGAACCCGUCCCACCACGCCCUUGAGAUCUGGUCUUCCGACUCCCAGCAGCCUUUGAGUUUUAAGCCAAACACUUCGGUGGGGACUCUGAACGUGCACACUGUGUUUCUGAAGGAAAAAGUCCCCGAGGAGAAGGCGAAGCCUGUCCCACCAAAGAUGCCUGAGAAGUCCGUGCGGCUGGUCGUGAACUACCUGCGGACGCAGAAGGCCGUGGUGCGGGUGAGCCCCGAGGUGCCCCUGCAGAACAUCCUGCCCGUCAUCUGCGCCAAGUGCGACGUGAGCCCCGAGCAUGUGGUGCUCCUCAGGGACAACGUUGCGGGGGAGGAGCUGGAGCUCUCCAAGUCGCUGAACGAGCUGGGCAUAAAGGAGCUCUACGCGUGGGACAACAAGAGAGUUCUGCUGAGCAAAACCCAGUCGGAGCCUUCCCUGAGCUGUCGAGAGACCUUUAGAAAAGCAUCCCUCAGCAAUGAUGAGACAGAUAAAGAGAAGAAAAAAUUCCUCGGAUUCUUCAAAGUUAGCAAAAGGAGCAACAGCAGCAAGGUGGAGCUGCCCAGGCUGGUGGGAGCGGACAGCGAUGAGGACGCCUCACGGUCGGUGCCGGGCCUGGGCUCGAAUGGCUGCUUGACGACGCCCAGCUCCCCGUCCGUGAACUCCCGCUCUGUCACGCUGGGCCCAUCCCUCUCGCUGAGCAACAUCUCAGGGGUGUCUGUCAGGUCGGACAUGAAGAAGCGCCGGGCCCCGCCGCCUCCGUCCCUGCCCGCGUCGGGGCCGCCUGCGCAGGACAAGGCCUCGGAGAAGGCGUCGCUGGGGUCGCAGAUGGACCUACAGAAGAAGAAGAGGCGGGCUCCUGCGCCCCCGCCGCCCAGCCCCCGGGUGCCGCCGCGCACCGAGGACCGCGAGGAGAGCAGGAAGGGCGCGACGGGUGUCGGACGGCAGGUGCCACAAAAGCCUCCCAGAGGCACUGCCCGGGGGCCCCCUCAGCUGGUGCUUCCCCCGCCCCCGCCCUACCCUCCUCCUGACACAGACGCGGCGGAGCCUCUCGGCUUUCCCGGGGAAGGCGCUUCCGAGGCCGCCGACCUGAGCCCAACACUGAGCCCGCCCCUGGGGCCCGGCGGGCCCGGCAGCGCGGACGGGGCCCCGCUGGCGCCCUCGGAGGCCGAGGAGACGGUGUCCGUCGGCAGCUGCUUUGCCUCAGAGGACACGACGGAGGACUCGGGCGUGGUGAGCUCCCCCUCGGACAUCGUCUCCCUGGACUCCCAGCACGACAGCACCAAGUCCAGGGAGAAAUGGGCCGCCGACCAGGAGGCCUGCAGCGACCAGGACCUGGCCGGACCCCCCGACCUGGGCCCCCUGAAGAGCCCGGCGUGGGAGAGAAACGGCUCGAGGUGCUGGCAUUCGAGAAUUGAAAAAACUGCUGCAGCGUCCGACGAUGACAGGGACCUGUUCAUUGCCCGGCGGUUCGAGCAGACCCCGGCCGAGCUGGACGAGGACCCGGAAGACAUGGAGGACAGCUACGAGACCGACGCCAGCUCUCUGACCAGUUCCGUCGACGGCGGGCCAGGUCGAGGCACGCAGGGUGCCAGCGGCCCCGACAUGGACCCUGAAGCCAUCCCAGUGACGUUCAUCGGGGAAGUAGACGAUCCCGUGGAGCCGGGCUUGUUUUCCAACAGCAACAACAACGCCGGGUCUUUUGACAGAGGGCGAGUGGCCAGCAGGUCGGCCCACCCGCCGCCGGCCCCGGCGGGGCCCCCGCAGCGUGGAAGGAAGAGGGUGGACGAGCCAGACGCAGCCCCUCCUCCCCGCGACGCUGGGAAGGAUGCCCGAUGGGCCUCGGCCGACACCUGCAAAGGCGUGAGGCUCCUGAAAGCUGAGCCCAGGCUGGCUUCUGAGCUGCGGCGGCAGGAGCAGAGCCUGCAGGAGAGAGGCAGGGAGCACAGCUCUGCUCGCAGGGAUGGGGCACCGUCCCUCAAGGCCCUGAGCUCCCUGCCAUGGAAGGACAAGGACAGUGACGACGAGAAGGAGGUCUCCCCUCCUCUGUCAUGGUGUCAGCGAGGCCAAAGCCCAGGGGGGAGCUUUGGACUUAAGUACGGCCUCACAACCUAUAAAAUUGUCCCUCCAAAGUCCGACAGGAGGUGCUACGACAGAGGAGUGUCGCUCUCCACGGGCGCCAUCAAGAUCGACGAGCUGGGGAACCUGGUGAGUCCCCACGUGAACGGGGGCAGGACCAUGGCGCUGCCCCCACCUGCUCUUGAAAAAGACGCCCAGCCCCUGGGGGGCAUCAGAGAGCUCCGGAGGCAUGGGUCCGGCCCCCUGGAGAAGCGCUCUGGCCGGUCCCUGGGGAGCUCGGCCAGGGAGCCCCCCGCCCCCGCGGCUCCCGUGAAGGCUCCCCAUCAGGACGGCAGAGGUGGAGCAGAGCUCAGCUCCCCGGACCCCACGGCGACAUCGCCGCUGCAGCCGCCUGGCCCCCAGGGGGACGGCCGGCAGCUGCAAGAGGGGCGCAGCCGACCCACCUCGGCGGCCGCCUGUUCCGUGAAAGUGCCAGCAGCUCACGCCACCCAAGUCCCUUUUCUCAAGCCUCAGAGAAGGACGUCCAGUCAGUACGUGGCCUCGGCCAUCGCCAAGCGGAUAGGGCCCCCGCGAGCCCACGCUGAGGGGGCGAGGAAGCGUGACGAGGCGGAGAAGGCCUGGGAGGGUGGUGGGCGGGAGCGGAGCUGGCGGCCCCGUGCCACGGAAGAUGCCGCCGCCCGCAGCCCACGCCUGGAGACACAGGAACGGGAAGAGGAGGUGAAGGCGCCCUGCAGCCGCCUUCCCAACGCCGGUGGGGAGGCAUCGGCAGGAGGAGCCCAGCCUCAGGGGCCAGCCGGCAGCCCCCCUGGGAAGCGGCCUCCGCAGGGCCCGCCCACAGGGGCCCACAGAGGCACCUGCGUCCCGCGCGCCAUGGCCGCGCAGAGGGCCUGGGAUUCCGUGGCGCUGAGCUGCGGUGCGGUCGGAAAGCAGGGCCCUGGUGUCCACAGGACCAGCUCUGCGCCGGACCCCGAGCGCACGCCGGACGGCUCCACAGCCCCGCCCGGAGGCUCGGGAGAUGCUCGCACCCCUGGCGGGUCCCUGGCUAAUGGCUCCCGGUGGGUCCCCGACCCCGGCGAGCCCCCUCAUGCCCCGAGGGCGCCCGGCACGAGCCGCCCCACCGCCCUCUGGCAGGAGGACAAGCCUGGUGUGCCAUGCACGGAUAUUCAAGACCCUGACAGCACACUGCCACCCAGCAUCUUUGGGCCAAAGAAGAAGUUCCGCCCUGUCGUCCAGCGGCCCGCGCCCAAGGACACGUGCCUGCACAGCGCCCUGAUGGAGGCCAUCCAUGCGGCGGGAGGCAAGGACAGGCUGCGGAAGACAGCAGAGCCCGGCUCGGAGGGAGGGCCCAAGAAGCUGUCCUACGUGGAGGCAGAGAGCGAGCACUCGGCCCUGCUGGCGGCCAUCCGGGGGCACCGCGGCGCCUGCAGCCUGCGCAAGGUGGCAUCCUGUGCCUCUGAGGAGCUCCGGAGCUUCCGUGAGGCCGCCAGCUCCGCGCACCGGUCGGAAGCCCCAGGGCUGGACACCCUCGCCAGCCAGCCCCCGCCCGCGCUGCCGCCCCCGUCCCCACCAGCCGCCCCGGCUCCCGCCGCACCCAGGACGGCCGCCAGGUCCAGCUCCAGCUCCGGCCCUCUCCGCGACCCCGUGGACGCCAGGCAGGCCUUGAUGGACGCCAUCCGCUCCGGCACGGGGGCCGCCAGGCUGAGAAAGGUGCCCUUGCUCGUGUGAGCCACCAGGAAGCCCGGACCGUGGCAGAAACGCACGCGCCAGACGCCCACCGUCCCCGGGCAAGGACGCCCCGAGGCGCGCUUCCUGCCCGCAGGCCAAAACCCGCGAUGCUGGCUUCCGGUCCUGUUCACGGUUCCGAGGGAGGCGGCCGCUGCCCCGUGCGUGGCUCGUGUGCCAAGGAAAUGUGUUAUUCUGCCUCCGAAUAUUUAAAGUUGCCAAUAAACGACUCUUGUUGGCAGGUCGCUGGGAGUACAGAGGCUGGAGCCCAGCACGACACUUUGCGACAGUGAAGGGCGCCGAGGCGCCCGCCCGGCCUCGGACCCGCCGCGGCCGCUGAGACUCGCGCCGUGUGCCCACGGCUGCGGCCGCCCCGCCCCUUAAAAGCGUUCCGUUCUGCGGGGGAAGACAGGAACGAAUG
This is a messenger RNA of Pteronotus mesoamericanus, 4823 nucleotides long. It is a transcript of the gene COBL, whose product is annotated as cordon-bleu WH2 repeat protein. Lineage: Eukaryota; Metazoa; Chordata; Mammalia; Chiroptera; Mormoopidae. The transcript is spliced from 16 exons. Gene Ontology annotation, cellular component: terminal web; actin filament; perinuclear region of cytoplasm. Gene Ontology annotation, biological process: actin filament polymerization; actin filament network formation. Gene Ontology annotation, molecular function: actin monomer binding. The record is from RefSeq and is a predicted model, not a curated record. Bases 323 to 4405 code for a protein of 1360 amino acids.